Molecule: messenger RNA, 679 nt
Organism: Hymenoscyphus albidus
Lineage: Eukaryota; Fungi; Ascomycota; Leotiomycetes; Helotiales; Helotiaceae
Source: the annotation of a GenBank genome assembly
AUGACCGAGUAUCCAAUGUAUUCAUCAACUCAAAACCAAGAUGUCAAUUUGGAGAUCGAAGGUGGCCAGAUGGUCUCCGAAGACCGUUGGGAAGCUUGUUGGGGCGCCUUUGCCAAUGUUAAGGUCCGCUCGCUAGUUGUUGAGAUUCACGAUUAUCGUGAGAGGUUGCCAGAGCAGCAGUUGUUGCAACCGUUACAGAGAGUAAGGGCAGAUAGGUUGGAGGUUGUUCUGCCAUGGCCGGAAGGUUUAGCAACCACUGGAGAUUUCCGGAAUGCGGGAUUUGCUGUCAGGAGACACCCAGAAGGAGUUAAUCUAAUGAUAUAUAAUGAUGUCGACAAACUUAGCGAGUAUGUUCAUAGAACCCCACGUUGGUGGCAAAGUCGGUGGUGAGAGCAUUCAUAGGGAGGUUCUAGACCUGGAAUUCUGUAAUGAUAAAGGCCAGAUUGCAGAUUCAAUGUAAUCUUUCUCUCACGAAAAGCUAGACGGGUGCUAAACACAGUUUCUAAGUAAAUAAUGAUAUUUUUAAAUUAGAGCUUUUAUCGAUACUGCAUCACCUGCAGGAAUUGCGUCGACUCUUAAAGUAUCAUUUGCUUUAGGCUACUCCACACACGCAGACUCCUACAAUCCUUCUUAUUUCCAAGCAAGCCUCCUCGACAUCUUAUUGCUGCUGAAGUUAUAA